Prunus avium (sweet cherry) is the source of this 1444-nucleotide messenger RNA. Its product is annotated as SNARE associated Golgi protein family. The record is from RefSeq and is a predicted model, not a curated record. Gene Ontology annotation, biological process: autophagosome assembly. NCBI's taxonomy places the organism in Eukaryota, Viridiplantae, Streptophyta, Magnoliopsida, Rosales, Rosaceae.
GGUUUAGAAACUAGCGAAUAUGCUUUGUUCUGUCUCUCUCUUCCUCUUUCUGCUAAGAAAAGAAACCAAAAAAAUAGAGGAGAGAGAAGUUAGAUUGUGAAACAUAAGGAGAGAAGAAGAGAAAAGGGGUUCCUUUGGUUUUUCCAUCUCUUUCUGUUUCUCUCUAACUUUUCCCUAGAAAAUUGCAGAAAGAAAGAAAAUUUUAAGAAAAAGAAGGAAAAUUUAGAGAGAGAUGGAGAAGAGAGAAGACAAUGGAGAUGUGAAGGUUGUUGGGGGAGUGGGAUCUAACAGUAAGUUCCCAUUGAGCUUCUGGGAGGUGGCUGUGGCUUCCACGGUCCUUUUGGGCUUCGUGGUUGGCCUUCUGGUCGUUUACCUAACCAUGCCCGCAUCGGAUUAUAGCUUUCUCAAGCUCCCUCGUAGCCUCCAAGAGCUUCAAAUCCUCAGAGUUCACCUUGAGGACUACACAAGUGACUACACUGCUCAAGUUCUGUUGGGGUACUGCAUGGUUUAUAUAUUUAUGCAGACUUUCAUGAUCCCUGGUACUGUAUUCAUGUCCUUGCUUGCUGGUUCCCUUUUUGGGGUUUUCAAAGGCGUAGCUUUGGUGGUGUUCAAUGCCACUGCUGGUGCAUCUUCUUGUUACUUUUUGUCAAAGUUGAUAGGGAGGCCCAUUGUCUUCUCUCUUUGGCCUGACAAGCUGCAGUUUUUCCAAAACCAGGUGGCUAAAAGAAGAGAUGGACUUUUAAACUACAUGUUGUUUCUACGAUUGACUCCAACCUUGCCAAACACGUUUAUUAAUCUUGCUUCACCAAUAGUGGAUGUACCCUAUCAUAUUUUCUUCCUGGCAACCAUAAUUGGUCUGAUACCAGCUGCUUAUGUCACUGUCAGGGCUGGAUUAGCUCUUGGAGAGUUGCGAUCCCUUGGGGAUCUCUAUGAUUUCAACUCAAUAGCCACCUUGUUCUUCAUUGGAGUUGUCUCAGUUACUCCCACGUUAGUGAGCAAGAGCAAAUCAUAGCAUCUCACUUGCUGAACUUUGCUUGGUGUACAUGAGGCCCUUGUUCUGCUUGCGCUUGCAGUCAUUUGGAUAACACCUCUGUACAGUUAGCAUCUGUCCGCAUUUGAAGAUAACUGCCUUUGUCGGAUCUCCAUUGGAUAAGAUUAUAUGCUGAAGGCGUGUGCUUGGAUGAAACUAAUUGACUGUCAUGGUUUACUGCAUUGGUCGGUGGGGUUGGGUGUAAAUGUGUAAUGUAAAUUCAUUUUCAGUGUCAAGAAUGUCUCCAAUUUCUUAGGGUAUGUAUAUCAUUGGCAGGAAAAAUGUAAAGGCAGUCUAGUCAAGUUCUGAGCUUAUCUCAGUUCUAGUGUUGAAUUGGAAGUCCCAACUUAACAGUAGUAUUGUGUUUCAUCAAAUUGACCACUAAAACGUCAGUAUGAAAUUUCUUUAAGACAA